UAAUAUGAUUCAGUGAGAUAUGGAUCUAACUGGCUGCUUUCUGUUGUAGGUUGUGACGAAUACGAUCUCAAUGAUAGGAUCGCAAAUCUCCGAGAAGAGUGCAAGAACGAAGUGAUGCUGACAGACCCACGGGACGACAAAGCCAACACUAUUAGCGAAUUUGGAGAACGGGUGGAAGGUACCUGUACUUGGAUUAAAGAAAACAAGAGCUAUCAAGCAUGGUACCAAGAGCAGGGCUCCAAGCUUCUUUGGAUAUGUGGUCCACCAGCAACUGGAAAAACAUAUAUGUCAAUCUUCCUAACUGAUGAACUCGAGAAAGCGAUCAAAACGGAAUCUUCAAUGGAAAAUGAUUCUGAGCUACUUGUGUUCUAUUUCUGUUCUGCACAGAAUAAUAAACGAAGCACUGGAAUCGCUCUCCUUCGUGGCUUAAUCUACAUGGUAUUAUUACAAAAACCGAAAUUAGUUGAUUAUAUACUGGACGACUUUAUUCAGUUCAAACAGCAUAAUGGUCUCUUCGCCCCAUCGAAUAGAGAAGCACUGUGGAGAAACUUUGAGAAAAUUCUACAGAAAAUUGAUACAAGAAAGAUAUAUUUCGUUUUAGAUGCUCUUGAUGAGUGUGAAAAGCACUCAUUAGAGUGGCUUCUCCAAAAACUUACAGGCCUUUUUUCCUCGAACACACAGCCUCCAAAAACUAUACUGAAGAUCAUAAUUACAAGUCGUCAACUUCCAGAAGUGCUCUCUGUUUAUCUUUCCCAAUUUCCUCACGUGAACGUCAAUUCAGGGGAAAAAUAUUUGGAAUAUGAUCUCAAACUUUUCAUCUCGUCUAAGAUUAAGAGUUUAGCAGAUGCAAAAAGCAGUAUAGAAAAGGAUGAGAAUAAAAGGGCAAAAUUAAGGAUAAAAUGGCUUUUAGCAACUCAACCACUAACCAGUUAUACAAACGAAACUUUCUUGUGGAUUAGCUUUAUCAUCAGAGAUCUCAGAAAAGCUUUACUCACAGAAGUACCGCAGAUGCUUGAAAAACUACCACGAGGAUUGGAUAAUUACUACGAGAGAAUUCUUUAUCAGAUUUUAGAGCUUGGAGAGGCUAAAUCUCUAACUGCUGCCUUAAUCAUCCGAUGGGUAGCUAUGGUUAGGCGGCCUCUUAGUCUGGUGGAGUUAAGUGCUGCAACGGAUACACUACCCACACAAACCCACUCUCAAGAAGAAGUGAUGAAUGACCAUAUCAGCCUUUGUGGUUAUUUCCUAAAAGUCGACAAUGGUGUGGUUCACCUCAUUCAUCAAUCUGCCAAAGAUUACUUGAGGAGCAAUAUCUUGAAAAAAAGAGGGCAUCCGCUCAGUCAGUUUCAUAUUGUGGAAACGGAUGUGGAUUUUCAAAUAGCACAAACUUGCUUGAAGUACAUCCAGGGGAAAUUCGAAAGGGGCGGCCCCUAUGAAAAUGGUCGAGAAUACACUCUCAGUCCUAAGCUGUUCUGUACAGAGUUAGAAGAAUUUCAACGCUUCCCUCUACCAGGAUACUCCACCAAUUGGUGGCCUGAACAUGCUAGACGCUCAAAAAAGGACAACGCCCUUUUAAACCUCUCUUUUUUCUCAUCAGACUCAUCUACUCGUCAAGCCUGGAUACACAGUUAUUGGCGCACAAAUAUGCCAAAAUGGCAAACUCCAGGGACGUCGUUCAAUUUGAUCCAUUUUUCAUCAUUCUUUGGUCUAAAAUUAAUUGCUCGGAGUAUUGUUUCUUCAAACAGUCUCACCAAACGAACACUCCACGAUACUGUUAACUCCAAGUCUAUUCAUGACAUGUCCCCUCUGCACUGGGCUGUCAGAAAUGGACACCACAGUGUCGCUAAGCUUCUUAUAGAUUAUGGAGCUGAUUUGAACGCAAGAGGCUAUGGCCUACCUCCCUUAAUCUGGGCAGUACGCAACGGUCAUAAGAAACUCGCAAAAAUGCUUCUCGAUCACAGUGCGGAGAUCGACAAGAUGGGGUAUGGCCUGAUGGCGCUCCAUUGGGCUUCCUGGGAGGGACAAGAGGGAAUGGUUCAACUGCUUCUUGAUCAUGGAGCCGAGAUCUCUGCGACGACUCUAUCGCAGAGUGUUGUCCCCUUGGAUAUGUCGGCAGCAAAAUGUUGUGCCAUGUUAUAUUAUCUUUACCGUAUUCGACAUAAGAUUCCCGAAGGGGCGGCAAUAUUCGAUAUAGAUAAUAGAUAUAUUGAACGAGGCUUGAAAACCAUUAUGGAUCUACCGUACUACUAUAACAAAGACAAACAUGGAGAAUUUCCAUGGUCCACAGUUCAAGAAGCAAAUAUCGUUUCAAAACUUGCGCGGGAGGAAGAGUUGCUUUCCAGUAAAGAAUUCAAAAGGUUUAUUGUCUGUCUGGCUUGUGGUAUGACUAUCUUGUCCACCCUCACGACAGCCUCCGAAUUCUAUCCGAAUAUAACAGAUGACCUAAAUUCAAAAGCUCCUCCUCACGAGAGGCAGUUUGGAUGGCGUGAAGCAAUCUGCGUGUGUUACUUCGGAAUACAAUCGAUUUCGACUCCAGACAUAUUUCGGUCGUUUCCUGAUUCCCUUGCGCCCUUGAAAUACGAUAUACUACUUGGAAAUUACAUAUCUCAGAUAAUAACUGUACUCCUAUAUCCAAUUUUCGUGCGAAUGCGUCUUGCAAUAUAUUCUGGCUUAUUUACGACUUUCACAUGCGUCCUUGUUUGCAGUGUUUACCGCCUUCAUAGAGAUACUUGGCUCCAUAUUUUCAAAGGGAUGUCAGGACCAUUCAAUGUGAUUUUGUCUGUGAUGAUGUUCCUUCCACUAUGUUGCACUUUUAUUUAUUGGAAUUGUCACCUAUUUACUGUGUUGACCAUGGGAACCUCCUUUAUCUCCGUCAGAGAAUAUUGGGGAGAAUUUUGGAAUCCGUCACGCGGCCACACGCCAGCAGAAUUGGCUGCAUCCCGGCGAUUUGUUGGUGUUUUGAAGCUGCUUGGGGUGGAGGAUGAGGCUAGUCUUCGCCAGUCAAAACUUUCGUUAAAAGAAAUUGCUAACAUAGUGUUUGUUGUGUUCUUGCUACUGGCUUUGCCUGUUAUCCAUUUUUUCAAUUAGCUGCAGGGUAGAAUGUGAAAUUCAUGAACAUCAACAUAAUUAGGGAAAGGAUCCAUUCGCACUUCGCCUAAUAUAAAUCAGGCUUGUGUCUUGCUUGUAUAUUACUGCCACAGAAGCGUCCCUAAAGACCUACUCUGUGUCUUUCUGAAGAGGUCACUUUACGCAUUAGAGGAGGCGCUUCUAAAGCAUGUUUACCUACCUUAUUCCCUGAUUCUCUACCUCGCCCCGAACAUCACCUUGUCUGUGUAUUGCUACCUUUGG
Messenger RNA from Talaromyces proteolyticus, 3345 nucleotides. RefSeq lists its product as uncharacterized. The record is from RefSeq and is a predicted model, not a curated record. Gene Ontology annotation, molecular function: protein binding. The transcript is spliced from 3 exons. Lineage: Eukaryota; Fungi; Ascomycota; Eurotiomycetes; Eurotiales; Trichocomaceae. The coding region runs from base 115 to 3084 and encodes 989 amino acids.